GCCGAGCUGCGCACCGCCCCUCUUUGCAGUCGCCGCCGUGGCAUGUGACCGAGGGGCGAUCCCCACGACGCAGGGCGCGGACAGCUGGGGGGCGACAGGGCUUUCCUUGCCAGUGGAUUGUGUAGAAUACACUGCCAGUCUCUUGUCUUCUAUUCACCAUGGCUUCUUCUGAUAUUCAGGUGAAAGAACUGGAGAAGCGUGCUUCAGGCCAGGCUUUUGAGCUGAUUCUUAGCCCUCGGUCAAAAGAAUCUGUCCCAGAUUUCCCCCUUUCCCCUCCAAAGAAGAAGGAUCUUUCCCUGGAGGAAAUUCAGAAGAAAUUAGAAGCUGCAGAAGAAAGACGCAAGUCCCACGAAGCUGAAGUCUUGAAGCAGCUUGCUGAGAAACGAGAGCAUGAGAAAGAAGUGCUUCAGAAAGCAAUAGAAGAGAACAACAACUUCAGGACAAACACAUUGAAGAAGUACGGAAGAACAAAGAAUCCAAAGAUCCUGCUGAUGAAACUGAAGCUGACUAAUUUGUUCUGAGAACUGACUUUCUCCCCCUCCCCUUCCUAAAUAUCCAAAGACUGUACUGGCCAGUGUCAUUUUAUUUUUUUCCCUCCUGACAAAUACUCUAGAAGCUGAUGUAGGACUGUAUAGGUAGAUCCAAAUUGUAAGAUGUUGUUUUAGGGGCUAAAGGGGAGAAACUAAAAGUGUUUUACUCUUUUUCUAAAGUGUUGGUCUUUCUAAUGUAGCUAUUUUUCUUGUUGCAUCUUUUCUACUUCAGUACACUUGGUGUACUGAAUGAAUGGCUAGUACUGUAUUGGCUCUGUGAAAACAUGUUUGUGAAAAAAGUAUGUAGUGGCUUCUUUCAAAUUGUUAGAUCCUGAAUAUCUGUUCAUUUUUCAAUCCCAAUUCUGUCCCAAUCUUACCAGAUGCUACUGUACUUGAAUGGUUAAUAAAACGGCACAGUGCUGUUGGUGGCAGUGA
Chinchilla lanigera (long-tailed chinchilla) is the source of this 965-nucleotide messenger RNA. It is a transcript of the gene Stmn1, whose product is annotated as stathmin 1. Gene Ontology annotation, molecular function: tubulin binding. Gene Ontology annotation, biological process: regulation of microtubule polymerization or depolymerization; neuron projection development; microtubule depolymerization. Lineage: Eukaryota; Metazoa; Chordata; Mammalia; Rodentia; Chinchillidae. The record is from RefSeq and is a predicted model, not a curated record. Gene Ontology annotation, cellular component: cytoplasm; neuron projection.